Molecule: messenger RNA, 4987 nt
Organism: Rubroshorea leprosula
Lineage: Eukaryota; Viridiplantae; Streptophyta; Magnoliopsida; Malvales; Dipterocarpaceae
Source: the annotation of a GenBank genome assembly
GCACUUGACUGAGAGAGAAAGGCAGAAACUGCAGGUGUGGUCUCGAAUUAUGCCUUACAGAGAGUCCUUCGCCUGGGCUAUUGUUCCUUUAUUUGAUAAUAGCAUUGGUGCACCUUCUGGUGGAUCUGCUUCUCCUAGUAGCCCUCUUGCUCCUAGCAUGUCUGGGUCUAGUUCCCAUGAGGGUGUCCUUGAGUCUGUUGCAAAGAUUACAUUAGAUGGGAAGAUGGGUUAUUCAAGUGGAAGCUCUAUUGUUGUUGAAAUAUCUAACUUGCAUAAAGUGAAAGAAAGCUAUACUGAGGAGUCGCUUCAGGUAUGUUCAUGGAGUCAUCCUGUGCCAAUGGCAAUAGGAGAAGAUGAGGACAAGGUAGAGGGGGAUCAAGUUACCGAUGCAAUGUUCAUUAAGAGCCCCAACAAUGGUUCUGAUGGGCCUCAGAGUAGCAAUUCCAAGUGGAUUCCUAAUGAUGAGAAAAAUGCAUCUGGAAAUGGAAACACUCAUGGAAAUCCAGAUCUCAAUGUUGGUGAUUUCCAGGCAUUUGACUUUCGGACAACUUUGAGAAACGAACCAUUCUUGCAGCUUUUCCAUGCUCUAUAUGUAUAUCCUUUAACUGUGAGCUUGAGUAGGAAAAGGAAUCUAUUCGUAAGAGUUGAGCUAAGAAAGGAUGAUGCAGAUGUUCGUAGACAACCUUUAGAGGCAAUGUAUCCAAGGGAACCUGGUUUAUCACUUCAGAAGUGGGCUCACACGCAGGUUGCUGUUGGUGCUCGGGUGGCCUGCUACCAUGAUGAAACUAAAGUUUCUCUCCCUGCUGUUUGGACACCAUUGCAUCACCUUCUAUUCACUUUCUUUCAUGUUGAUCUUCAAAUGAAACUAGAAGCUCCAAAACCAGUAGUAAUUGGAUAUGCAGCACUUCCAUUAUCCACCCAUGCACAGUUGCGAUCAGAAAUUUCUCUACCGAUUAUGAGAGAACUGGUUCCACAGUAUCUUCAAGAAAAUGGAAAGGAGAGGCUGGAUUAUUUGGAAGAUGGAAAAACUAUUUUUAAAUUGCGAUUAAGGCUUUGCUCAUCUUUUUACCCAAUUAAUGAGCGUAUACGGGAUUUUUUCCUUGAAUAUGAUAGGCACACUCUUCGAACAAGCCCUCCCUGGGGUUCUGAACUUUUGGAGGCAAUUAAUAGCUUGAAGAAUGUCGAUUCAACUGCUUUGCUUCAGUUUCUUCACCCAAUUCUGAACAUGCUUCUCCAUCUUAUAGGAAAUGGUGGAGAAACCCUUCAGGUUGCAGCAUUCAGAGCCAUGGUUAAUAUCUUGACUCGGGUGCAGCAGGAGUCAGUUGAUGAUGCUGAACGUAAUCGCUUUCUUGUUAACUACGUAGAUUAUGCUUUUGAUGACUUUGGGGGUCGUCAACCACCUGUUUAUCCUGGGUUGUCUACUGUGUGGGGUAGCUUGGCUCGUAGUAAGGCCAAAGGAUAUCGUGUUGGACCAGUCUAUGAUGAUGUUUUGGCAAUGGCUUGGUUUUUCCUUGAGCUAAUGGUCAAGUCAAUGGCAAUGGAACAGACACGUCUUUUCUAUCAGAGUCUUCCAUCAGGUGAAGAUGUUCCCCCAAUGCAGUUGAAGGAGGGUGUCUUCAGAUGUAUAAUGCAGUUGUAUGAUUGCCUUUUGACAGAAGUUCAUGAACGCUGUAAGAAAGGUUUUAGCUUGGCAAAACGAUUGAAUAGCAGUCUGGCAUUCUUUUGUUAUGAUCUUUUGUCCACCAUUGAACCUCGCCAAGUUUUUGAACUGGUGUCACUAUACCUGGAUAAGUUUUCUGGGGUAUGUCAAUCAGUUCUGCAUGAGUGCAAGCUAAUAUUUUUGCAGAUCAUUUGUGAUCAUGACCUUUUUGUGGAAAUGCCUGGGAGAGACCCUUCAGAUAGGAACUACCUUUCCUCUGUGUUAAUUCAGGAGCUUUUCUUUACCUGGGAUCAUGAUGAUUUAGCUCAACGUGCCAAGGCAGCUAGAAUUUUAGUAAUUCUCUUGUGUAAGCAUGAGUUCGAUGCUCGAUAUCAAAAGCCUGAAGACAAGCUAUAUAUUGCCCAACUAUAUUUUCCACUUAUUGGCCAGAUCCUAGAUGAAAUGCCUGUCUUUUACAAUCUAAAUCCUGUUGAAAAGCGUGAGGUUUUGAUUGUUAUCUUGCAAAUUAUGCGCAAUCUGGAUGAUGCAUCACUAGUCAAGGCUUGGCAGCAAAGCAUUGCUCGAACUAGAUUGUUUUUCAAACUUUUAGAGGAAUGCUUGGUUCUCUUUGAGCAUAGAAAGCUGGCUGAUGGUAUACUUAUGGGCUCCAGUUCUCGCAGUCCUGUUGGUGAUGGUCCUGCUUCCCCAAAAUAUUCCGAUAGACUUUCUCCUGCUGUCAAUAAUUAUCUUUCUGAGGCAUCAAGGCAAGAAGUCAGACCUCAGGGAACACCUGAAAAUGGGCACUUGUGGCAGAGGGUGAAUUCUCAGCUAAGCUCUCCUAGCCAGCCAUAUUCCUUGAGAGAAGCUCUGGCUCAGGCACAAUCAUCUAGAAUUGGAGCUUCUGCCCAAGCACUUAGAGAAUCUUUGCACCCAAUUUUGCGACAGAAGCUGGAACUUUGGGAAGAAAACUUGAGCUCUGCUGUCAGUCUACAGGUCUUGGAGAUAACUGAAAAAUUUUCUGUGUUGGCUGCAUCCCGGAACAUAGCUACAGAUUAUGGAAAACUUGAUUGUAUCACAGCCAUAAUCAUGAGCUUCUUUUCCAAAAAUCAACCACUUACUUUCUGGAAAGCUUUCGUUCCUGUUUUUCACAAUAUCUUUGAUCUUCACGGAGCAACACUAAUGACUAGGGAGAAUGAUCGUUUCUUAAAACAAGUUGCCUUUCAUCUUCUUCGUCUCGCUGUCUUCCGCAAUGAUAAUAUCAGGAAAAGAGCUGUAAUCGGGCUCCUGAUACUUGUGAGGAGUUCUUUGUACUUCAUGCAGACUGCAAGGCUGAGGGUGAUGCUCACCAUUACAUUGUCAGAGCUGAUGUCUGAAGUGCAGGUGACACAAAUGAAGUCUGAUGGAACAUUAGAAGAAAGUGGUGAAGCACUGCGUCUCCGAAAAUCUCUGGAGGAAAUGGCAGAUGAAACAAAGAGCUCUAACCUAUUGAAGGAGUGUGGGCUUCCUAUAAAUGCUCUGUCAGUGACACCACAAAAGUUUGCAGAGAACAGGUGGUCCUGGUCAGAAGUGAAAUCCCUGUCUGAUAGUCUUCUUCUUGCCCUUGAUGCUAGUUUGGAACAUGCACUGUUGGUCUCUGUGAUGUCUAUGGAUAGAUAUGCUGCGGCAGAAAGCUUUUAUAAACUUGCAAUGGCAUUUGCUGCUGUUCCUGAUCUUCACAUAAUGUGGUUGUUGCAUUUGUGUGAUGCACAUCAGGAAAUGCAGUCUUGGGCUGAAGCUGCACAGUGUGCUGUUGCUGUUGCUGGUGUUAUAAUGCAGGCCCUUGUUGCUAGAAAUGACGGCAUUUGGAGCAAGGAUAAUGUAUCUGCUCUACGUAAAAUUUGUCCAAUGGUCAGCAGUGAAAUUUCAUCAGAAGCAUCGGCAGCUGAGGUGGAGGGAUAUGGUGCUUCGAAGCUCACAGUUGAUUCUGCUGUGAAGUACCUACAGCUUGCACAUAAGCUUUUCAAUCAAGCUGAACUCUAUCAUUUCUGUGCAAGUAUACUGGAACUAGUAAUUCCAGUAUAUAAGAGCAAGAGAGCAUAUGGACAGUUGGCUAAGUGUCACACAUUCUUGACAACUAUAUAUGAAUCAAUCCUGGAACAGGAAUCAAGUCCAAUUCCAUUCACUGAUGCCACAUACUAUAGAGUGGGGUUCUAUGGCGAGAAAUUUGGGAAGCUUAAUCAGAAGGAAUAUGUAUACCGUGAACCGCGUGAUGUUCGCUUGGGUGAUAUAAUGGAAAAACUUAGUCAUAUAUAUGAAUCUAGGAUGGAUGGGAAUCACACUCUGCGUAUUAUUCCAGAUUCAAGACAAGUCAAGGCAGAGGAAUUGCAGCCUGGAGUCUGCUCCCUGCAAAUAACAGCUGUUGAUCCUGUUAUGGAAGAUGAAGAUUUAGGAAGCAGAAGGGAGCGUAUCUUUUCUCUUUCUACUGGAAGUAUUCGUGCACGUGUCUUUGACCGGUUCCUGUUUGAUACUCCAUUCACAAAAAAUGGCAAGACCCAAGGUGGAUUGGAAGACCAGUGGAAAAGGCGGACCGUGCUUCAGACUGAGGGCUCUUUCCCUGCUUUGGUGAAUAGACUCUUGGUGAUAAAGUCUGAAUCACUUGAAUUCUCCCCAGUUGAAAAUGCAAUUGGAAUGAUUGAAACUCGGACAGCUGCACUACGAAAUGAGCUUGAAGAGCCCCGUAGUUCUGAAGGAGAUCAACUUCCACGUCUUCAAAGUCUUCAGAGAAUUCUUCAAGGCAGUGUUGCAGUUCAGGUGAAUAGUGGAGUGUUGAGUGUCUGCACAGCUUUCUUGUCAGGUGAACCUGCUACAAGGUUGCGCUCACAGGAGCUGCAGCAACUAAUUGCUGCACUGCUUGAAUUUAUGGCUGUAUGCAAGCGCGCCAUCCGAGUACACUUCAGAUUGAUUGGAGAGGAUGAUCAGGAUUUCCACACACAACUUGUGAAUGGGUUUCAGUCUCUAACUGCAGAAUUAUCCCAUUACAUCCCUGCUAUCCUGUCCGAGCUAUAAAAUUAUUACUUGCGCAGUUGCUUCUCUGGUUCCCUUCUGUACAUUUGCUAAUAUCUCACGGUUGGUUCGUUGUAUGCGGUGGACUGAUUUUAUCCCAAUUCAAUCUCUUUGUACCUUUGUUAAGCAUUUGUGUUGUGUAAAGGCUGUACAUGUUUGGCAGCUUACACGUAACCUGUACUACAAUGUUGUAAUUUUCUUUCUUGAUUUUUCUUAAAGCUGUUUGAUUUUAUUUUCUUUUUAUUAUAUUCUAAUUUGCUAAAGCUUUUCACUUUUAUAUUUAGGCAAUAAGACUUCUUUUCACGA